UCACAUAGAUCUGCCUGCUUCUGCCUCCCAAGUGCUGGGACUUCAACUUUAUUUUUCCUCACUAUUUCUUGUUUAAUUUUUCGUCUUAGCGUAUAUCUUCCAAAAAAAUGCUUGCAUUUAUUUCUGUUAAUUCCUACAGUUGGUCCCCACUCUGUUGCCUGUUAUUUCCUGGAUUUUCCCUUUUCGGAAAGCUUUCGAGAGACUAAUGUAGAAAGCAGUGGUUAUUCUUUUGUCUUCUGCUCAUCUCUGACUUGUGUUCCUAUCUUGGUUUUCAUUUCUCUCUAACGUAGUUAUAUUUAUUCCUAGACCCUAGUGUCUAAAAAUCUAGUUGACACUGAUGGGGGUUUAUUUCUUCUUUCUAAGACUUUUGAGCUGAUGGGUGCCUCAAGGACUGUGUAUUCUUUUUGGUAUCUAUUUAUUGUUACUUUAUGUGUGUGGGUGUUCUGCCUUCACAGACGUCAGUAUGCACUGAGCCCUGUCUCCAGUUCCCGUGCGUCCUUGAGUGCUGCUGGCACUGAACUGUGAAAGUCACCAAAGGCUCCAUCUAGGAAGUCAGCUGUGAGAGUCUAGUCAGCAGGACCUCCAGAGGGUUUUCUUUCCUCUUUUUAGAGCAGAGGUCUUAACCUUCUUCAUGCUGCUGCCCUUGUUCCUCAUGUUGUGGUGACCCCUGCCAUAAAAUUAUCUCACUGCUAUGUUGUAGUGAUACUUUGUUUGUGUUUUAACAAAAAAAGCUUGCCUGAAGAUCAGAGUGUAGAGCUAAGCCACUAGAGGCCAGGCGGUGGUGGCUCAUGCCUUUAAUCCCAGCACUAGGGAGACAGAGACAGGCGUGAUGUGGCUGGGUGGAGAGAGGAAUAUAAGGCGGUCUGAGGCCGCAGUCUUCAGUCUAAGGAACAGUCUGAGGACAGGAUCGCUCCUUUGGUCUGAGCAUUGGUAGAGGUUGAGCUACGCAGGGGCUCUCGUUUUAAUAUGCAGAAGCGAAGAGGAAGAACGGGGAGAGUCAGAAGGCGAAGACGGUGCUGUGACUCCAGAGGAGUGAACGAGAGCCACAGACCUGAGUUUAUAGAGCUGAAAAGAUGGCUGAAAGACAGGAAGUUUGAAGACACAGGCUUAGUACCUGCCUGCUUUCCAGGAACGGGAAGAGGGCUGAUGAGCAGAACAUCACUGCAGGAGGGACAGAUGAUUAUUUCAUUGCCUGAGAGCUGUCUGCUCACCACGGACACUGUGAUUCGAAGCUCCUUAGGCCCCUACAUCAAGAAGUGGAAGCCUCCUCCAUCUCCCCUGCUGGCCCUGUGCACAUUUUUAGUCUCAGAGAAGCAUGCAGGUGAUCAGUCCCUCUGGAAGUCUUACCUGGACAUUUUACCCACUUUGUACACCUGCCCCGUCUGCUGGGAGCCAGAAGUGGUAGAUCUUCUGCGGGAACCUUUAAGGACAAAGGCGGAGGAACAGAGAGCCCACGUGCAGGACCUGUUUGCCUCCUCCAGAGCCUUCUUCGCCUCCCUGCAGCCUCUGUUUGCGGAGUCUGUGGACAGCAUUUUCAGCUACAGUGCCUUCCUGUGGGCCUGGUGCACUGUGAACACCAGAGCUGUGUACCUGCGAUCCGCGAGGCAGGAAUGCCUUUCCGCGGAGCCAGACACGUGCGCACUUGCUCCCUACCUGGAUCUGCUCAACCACAGCCCACAUGUCCAGGUGAAAGCAGCAUUCAAUGAGAAAACCGGCUGCUAUGAGAUCAGAACGGCCUCAGGCUGUCGGAAGCACGAGGAAGUGUUCAUCUGCUAUGGCCCCCACGGUAACCAGCGGCUGCUCCUGGAGUAUGGCUUUGUCUGCGCCCGCAAUCCUCACGCCUGUGUUCCUGUCCCCGGAGAGACGCUGGCUAAGUACCUCCCAGCAGCCGACAGACAGGUGCACGGGAAGAUGUCCAUUCUGAAGGAGCACGGCUUUACAGAGAAUUUGACAUUUGGAUGGGAUGGACCGUCUUGGAGGCUGCUCACAGCUCUGAAGUUGCUGUGUCUGGAAGCUGAGAAAUUUACGUCCUGGAAAAAGGUACUUCUUGGCGAAGUGAUCUCAGAUGCAAAUGAGAAGACAAGCUUGGGAGUGGCCCAGAAAAUAUGCUCUGACUUCAUCGAGGAGACCCAUGCUGUGCUGCGAAAGGUCUCUGACAUGAAGAAAGAAAACGUGUUGCUGGUAAAUCAACUCGCUUUGGUGGAAGCCCUGUGGGUGGAAGAGCUGAGGAUUCUCCAGGCCUCUGCUGAGAUUGUGAGCAGUUUAUGAUCCCCCUUCCCCGACAUCACAGGGAGCAUGUGAUCCCUCCUGUGGAGGGCGUACUUUCCUCAUUUUUGCUGAGGUUGGAAUAAAUAGACUUAUAUGACA
Messenger RNA from Arvicola amphibius (Eurasian water vole), 2367 nucleotides. RefSeq names its product SET domain containing 4 (gene Setd4). Bases 967 to 2268 code for a protein of 433 amino acids. Gene Ontology annotation, biological process: peptidyl-lysine trimethylation; peptidyl-lysine monomethylation; positive regulation of transcription by RNA polymerase II. The record is from RefSeq and is a predicted model, not a curated record. Lineage: Eukaryota; Metazoa; Chordata; Mammalia; Rodentia; Cricetidae. The transcript has 11 exons. Gene Ontology annotation, molecular function: protein binding; histone H3K36 methyltransferase activity; histone H3K4 methyltransferase activity.